AUGGCUUCCACCCAAGUGAAUGGCAGUGCCAUUAGAACUCGCUUUCUACCGGUCACUACGUCUGACGUUGGACACUUCAGUAAUCAAGAAACGCUCGAGACGUGGGAACUUCCUAAAGAUCUCUCCGGACUUCGGUUUAUCGCAGAAGCAGCAGAGUACCUCAAGACAAAAAGCAUACCCGUAGCUUUCCCAACAGAAACUGUGUACGGAUUGGGUGCGGAUGCAACGAGAAGCGAUGCGGUGAAAGGAAUAUACAAGGCUAAAGGACGCCCAUCUGACAACCCACUUAUUAUACAUGUUUGCGACCUUACUAUGCUACGCAGUCUCUUAUCAUCGACCGAAAAUCAGAGCCCCGAAGCAGACUCUCCCGAAAUUCCAGAUAUCUACAAGCCACUGAUCCAACGUUUCUGGCCUGGCCCCUUGACCCUUCUCUUACCAAAUCCAUCCCCAAGCAAGUUAGCCCCAGAAGUUACGGCAGGUCUACAAACAUUCGGCGCACGAAUGCCAAGUUCCCCUCUUGCGCUAUCACUAAUUCGCCUGGCCGGUGUUCCCCUUGCCGCUCCGUCUGCGAAUGCCUCCACGAAACCUUCAUGCACAACAGCCGAGCACGUAUACCACGAUCUGAACGGUAGAAUCGAAAUAAUACUUGAUGGCGGGCCAUGCCAAGUUGGAGUAGAGAGUACCGUCGUAGAUGGCAUGUGCGAUCCUCCUGUUGUUCUUAGACCUGGUGGUGUCAGUAUUGAUGAGAUUCGAGAAUGUCACGGCUGGGAAGGUGUGGUGAGAGGCUACAAAGACCAAAGUGAAAUUGGAGACAAAGCGCCGAGGGCACCGGGAAUGAAAUAUAAACACUACAGUCCCAAAGCAAAGGUUAUAUUAUACGAGGGUGAGACCCGGAAUGAACCCCCUCUCGGAACUGAAGCCUUUUCGAUCGUAGCAGCACAAGCUAGAAGGACGGACCGUGUCGGGCAUGAGAGGCCCGCUAAAGUUGGUAUAAUUUCUACUAGGCAUUGGAGGUUUCGUUCCGGAUAUCGAGAUGUCGACUGUCAUACUAUAACAAGUGAAGAAGACGAAGCAGAAAAUGUCGACAUAGGUGGCGCCGUAUGCUCAAAUGAAUUCGAACUCUGGACGACCGCAAAAGUAGAGCCCUGGACUAGUUGGCAUGUGGCAGAUUGCUUCAAUAUUGCCCUUGGGAGUAAGAUCAAAGACAUUGCCCAUGGUUUAUUUUCUGCCUUGCGCGAAUUAGAUCACAAAGGUUGCGAUGUCAUUUUUGUAGAAGGUAUCAGAGAUGAGGGGGAUAUUGCCGCAGCAGUCAUGAAUAGGCUUCGAAAAGCAGCCACUGUCAUUGAAAAAUAG
Molecule: messenger RNA, 1353 nt
Organism: Sclerotinia borealis F-4128
Lineage: Eukaryota; Fungi; Ascomycota; Leotiomycetes; Helotiales; Sclerotiniaceae
Source: the annotation of a GenBank genome assembly